CUCGUUUAUUCUCUCCCCCGGCCGCGUGAGAGAGUAAUUUGUUCACGUCACUUGUCACUGGAGGCUACUUAAAAUGAGCAAGGUCCAGGGUAAACAAGACUGGUCGGAGCCGAUAUCAAAGGGCAGAUUUUCGGCCGCCGUCCCGUCGGCGAGAUUCAGCUACAGAUCGCAGGCGAAUAACGCAGAGAAGAGAAAAACGCUGUCGAAGUUCUCGAUGAUCGGUAUCAAUGGCGGCCCAAUGCUCUUCCACCGGCGCGGGGAUCGACUUAAGAUACCGAAAUAUCAGAAUACCUUCCGCCUGCUGCCGUUUAAAGCCUUUCACGCGCUCGCGGUCGACAAGAUCGUUCGUGAUGUGAUGGAGACCAAAUUAUUGGCGAUUAGAUCGUACGAGCCGGAUCAGGCGUCAAAAUUGUGUUUGGAAAUUGCCGCCGAUGUGCUGAAGGCCGUCGGCAAGAAGGAUUACGACAGGUGCAAGGUGGUGGUGCAGGUGAACAUCAUUCAACGCUGCCGUCAAAGUAUCUGCGCGGCCUUCCAGUGCCUGUGGGACGUGGAGCGUGAUAAUUACUCGUAUCACGUAUUGGAGAACGAUCACGUGCACGCGUGGUGCUGCGUGUUUGGUAUAUAUUACGACUAA
Odontomachus brunneus is the source of this 634-nucleotide messenger RNA. RefSeq names its product tctex1 domain-containing protein 2-like. The record is from RefSeq and is a predicted model, not a curated record. NCBI's taxonomy places the organism in Eukaryota, Metazoa, Arthropoda, Insecta, Hymenoptera, Formicidae. The transcript is spliced from 4 exons. Gene Ontology annotation, cellular component: cytoplasm; cytoplasmic dynein complex. Gene Ontology annotation, biological process: microtubule-based movement. Bases 74 to 634 code for a protein of 186 amino acids. Gene Ontology annotation, molecular function: dynein intermediate chain binding.